AUGUUCAGCCAUACAAUCACCUACUCACUCCGUAGAGCUUAUACUAUCAAGAAGGUUUCUUCAUUGACCCUGACUGGCUCUCGCCUAUAUGCGACCGUCAAACCUUCCCCUCUGGCAGACAAGCUCUCCGUCAACAGCGAUCGAUUAUGGCGCGACAUUCACUACACCGCUCAGUGGAGUGCACCCUCUCCGGGCGGUGUUACUCGACUUUGUGCGGAUGAGAAUGACAAGAAGGUCCGCGACUGGUUCAAAGAUCAACUUAUUGAACUUGGAGCCGAUUACAAAGUCAAUGCUACCGGUACUCAAUUCGGGGUUUUCGAUGGAGAGGACAACAGCAUCCCCCCUAUCGCUAUGGGAAGUCAUUUGGACACAGUCGCAACGGGUGGAAGAUUUGAUGGUCCUCUUGGAGUUCUCGGAGCCUUGGAAGUUAUUCGAAGCUUCAAGGAGCAGGGUAUCAAGACCAGAGCUCCGAUAGUUCUCAUCAACUGGACGAACGAAGAAGGAGCACGAUUCUUUCCUUUGCUUGGAUCAUCUAUCGUCUAUGCCGGUCGCUCCACUGUGGAACAAGCCCAUGCAGCAGCCUCGAACGACGCAUCGGAAUUGACCAUGGGCAGCGAAUUGAAGAAGAUUGGUUACAUCGGUGAUGGACCAAAUACAUUCCAAGAGUUCCCCAUCUCAGCGCACUUUGAAAUCCACUGCGAACAGUCCACAGACCUGGAGAAGGCGGGUAAGCCUGUUGGAUGGGUUGAAGGUUGGCAGGGAAUGACUUGGUACGAUGUCGUCUUCCACGGAGAAAAUGGCCAUGCCAAUACCUACCCCAUGUAUGGUAGGCGAGACGCUCUGACCGGUGCAGCCAAACUCAUUUGUGAGCUGGAAAAGCUCGCAUAUGAAAAGAAUGGUGCCAGUACCGUGACUGGCAUUCAUAGCCGUCCAUGGGGAGCUUGUAACAUCCAGUCGAAGACGAAGAUCACAUUUUGCUUGAUGCAUAAAGAAGCUGAGGGAUUGGAAGCCAUGGGAACGUCCAUCAUGGAACGGGUGAAAAGUAUUGCUUCCCUGCACGGGCUCGAAGUUGAAACCGAUCGAACCGUGCAUCUCUUGCCCGGCAACUUCUGGCCUGAAGCAAUUGAUUGCGUCAGACUUGCGUGCGGUGACAAGGGCAUUGCUUCUCGAACUGGAACAGGCCAUGACUCAACGAUGACAACAUUACUAUGUCCAACUGCCAUGGUAUUUGCCCGGGCUAAAGAUGGUAUCAGCCACUCUCCAAAGGAAUGGACGUCUCAAGAGGACUGUGCGGAAAGCGCGCUGGUUCUCGGGAAGUCGGUACUUAAUUUCGACAGUUACCUUAAGGAAAAGGCUCUGGAGAAGUAA
Messenger RNA from Fonsecaea pedrosoi CBS 271.37, 1368 nucleotides. RefSeq lists its product as uncharacterized. Gene Ontology annotation, molecular function: hydrolase activity, acting on carbon-nitrogen (but not peptide) bonds, in linear amidines. The coding region runs from base 1 to 1368 and encodes 455 amino acids. Lineage: Eukaryota; Fungi; Ascomycota; Eurotiomycetes; Chaetothyriales; Herpotrichiellaceae. The transcript is spliced from 4 exons. The record is from RefSeq and is a predicted model, not a curated record.